Electrophorus electricus (electric eel) is the source of this 955-nucleotide messenger RNA. RefSeq names its product telomere repeat binding bouquet formation protein 2 (gene terb2). Gene Ontology annotation, cellular component: nuclear inner membrane. Lineage: Eukaryota; Metazoa; Chordata; Actinopteri; Gymnotiformes; Gymnotidae. Gene Ontology annotation, biological process: homologous chromosome pairing at meiosis; meiotic attachment of telomere to nuclear envelope. The record is from RefSeq and is a predicted model, not a curated record.
UAACUAGCGAGAGCGACGUGUUUCUCUCCUGUAAUAUUUUAAAAAUAAUCAACUUGCUGUGGUUUGAAGUAAAUCCAGCUCUAAUACAUCCUAUUUGAUUUUUUUGUUGGUAUAGUUUAGUAUCCUAGCUAACGCUAUCUUUGCUAGCAUGGCGAUCGGAAAAUGAAUCCCUUGACGAAAUGAACUGUUGAAAGCCAACACAAUAGGACUUGAUAACAGAUGUAGAUCCAUUCCUAACAAGUAUGUUUAAAAACAAAACAGCUUGGUUCUCAAUUAGUGUAAGGACAGAUAUUUCCACUUUUUGGGUGUCUCAUGGUGGUGGUAUCUCCAGCUGGAGGGCAGCCGAUUACCUCUUCAGUGACGACGCCUCCUGUCCUGACACAGAAAGGAUACACACUAGCGAGGACUAUGCGAUGGACAGAGCCACAGUGUUCCACAGCGCCUACCUCACGACAUGUAAACUACGAGGGAGCGCAAGAUCAGUGCCACUUGGUCACUAUCUGCUGCCUCCACUAUCUAUUCAGAGAGAGAUAAAAUCUAUGAUUGGAAGAUUCAUUUGGGAGCAGAAUGAGCUAUCAAGAGAGGCUAUGCCACAUGGAAAUGGAAGCGAUCAGCAGUUGUGGAACUUUCAACCUACUGAUAGACAAAGUCUAAUGAACAAGGGAAAGAUAAGCCAGGAGAACUGCAUGAAAAUAUCACCACCAAGAGAAGAGUCAGGCUGUUGUGAGGUUCAGCUCUAUCCUGUAAACAACAUGGAUUCAGGAUAUGUGCAUAUUGACCAGCUAAAAAAAUACUCAGGGGAACUGCAUGAUUUCUUUCCCACCUGCUUGGGUUGUUCCAUCUCUACAUCUCACAGUAGGAGACAUCCUUAUCAACACAACGAAAGAUAACAAUUGUAACAUAUUUUCAUUUAUUAAGAAAGUUAAAAAAAAAACAAUCAUUUUGAGGCUAGAAA